AUGACACCAGUGGAUAAUUCAGAGAAAUGUUGGAGAUAUUUUGUGAUUAUUAUUGGAAGUAUUGCUAGACAAUGCUAUGAAUGUACUGCAUGUUCUAAACCAUACCAGAGAAAUGAAGAAGGUGUUAGCAAAGUUACCUUUGGGGACAAUGAUUACUGUCAAAAAACGAGUGCGUUGGGUAUUGAAAGUCGAAGCAGUGGUGGUCUUGAUUGUACACUUACUGAUAAAAUGAAAUAUUAUUGUAAAGACGGUUUAUGUAAUGGAGCAACAACAAUUACAGUAACUAUCAAAUUUUUGGCAGCAAUAACUAGCCUAUUAUUUGUUGCACAAUUCUUUCAAUGA
This is a messenger RNA of Rotaria sp. Silwood1, 342 nucleotides long. The record is from the annotation of a GenBank genome assembly. NCBI's taxonomy places the organism in Eukaryota, Metazoa, Rotifera, Eurotatoria, Philodinida, Philodinidae.